Arctia plantaginis is the source of this 954-nucleotide messenger RNA. The record is from the annotation of a GenBank genome assembly. NCBI's taxonomy places the organism in Eukaryota, Metazoa, Arthropoda, Insecta, Lepidoptera, Erebidae.
AUGGCUACAAGAGGAGAAAGGGGAGUCGGAAGAGUACUUGAUAAAUUAGAAGCAUCUGUUAAUUCUGGGCAGUAUUAUGAGGCACACCAAAUGUACAGAACACUUUAUUUUAGAUAUUUAACUCAGAAAAAGUAUACUGAUUUAUUAAAUUUAUUAUAUAAAGGCUCUACAUUAUUGCUGCAGCGCGAUCAACAGGGAAGUGGUGCAGAUUUAGCUAUAUUAAUCAUAGACGUAUUGAAUAAAUCAGAAACUAAGCCAUGUGAGGAAUGGAUUGACAAACUAUCUAAGCUAUUCGAAUUAAUGAGCUCUAGUUUACCUGAAAGAGAAUCAUUCCUCACGAAUUCAGUCAAAUGGUCCAUGGACAAUAACAAAAAAGGUCAUCCCCUACUACACAAGAGAAUUGCUGAAGUUUACUGGAAAGAAAAGAAAUACACAAGUGCUCACAGGCAUUUCUUACACUCCAGUGAUGGGUCCGCAUAUGCAAAUAUGCUUGUUGAACUACAUACAUCUAGAGGACUUAAAUCUGAAAUAGAUUUAUUUAUUGCCCAGCCCGUUUUGCAAAUUCUUUGUUUGCGGAAUAUACGAAUGGCAACAGAAACCUUUACCAAAUACACAAGCUCUCAUCCUAAAAUUAAUAAUGAUAAAGGACCACCAUACAUAUUUCCGCUAUUAAAUUUUUUGUGGUUUCUAUUACGUGCAAUUGAGCAGAAACAUCCAACACAGUUUAAAAUAUUAAGGAGUUGGUAUGCAAUAAGUAUUAAAAGGGAUCCAAACUACUCAGUGUAUUUAGACAACAUUGGUCGUAUUUGGUUUGGUAUAGAAAUACCACCUGAUAAUAAAAAUCCUGGCUCAAUGUUUGGAGGGCUGCUGAAAACUAUAAUAGGUGAUGCUGAUAGUUCAGAUGAUGAUGGAGACUACAUAGGCAGAAGUGCUGCAGCUCCAGACUUAGAUUAA